Molecule: messenger RNA, 1467 nt
Organism: Nipponia nippon (crested ibis)
Lineage: Eukaryota; Metazoa; Chordata; Aves; Pelecaniformes; Threskiornithidae
Source: RefSeq, a predicted model, not a curated record
AUGAUAAGUGUAAUUCUCAUUUCCCUGGUUUUGUUUCUUCUGGGUGCGCAGUUCCUGAAAUUGCAAUGGAAAAGUUGUGGAUAUCCUCCUGGACCAACUCCAUUUCCCAUCACUGGAAGCAUCUGGUGGAUAAAUUUUAGAGCUGAUCAUGGGAGCCUGAAAAAGCUGGCAAAUAUCUAUGGCAACAUCUGCACCCUGUGGCAGGGUCACAAACCUAUGGUGGUGCUGUAUGGAUUCCAAGCCACGAAAAACGGUCUCACCACCAACUCAGAGGACGUUUCCAGGCGACUACAGACCUAUGUCUUCAACAGAAUGGCAAAUGGAAAGGGUAAGAGAAUCCUGGUCUUAAAUGGUCUCAUCUGGAAACAUCAGAGACAUUUUGGAAUUGGAGCUCUCCAAAAACUGGGAACGGGGAAUAAUGGAAGGGAGCAUGAGAUACAAACCGAGGCCUGUUAUCUGGCCAAGUUCUUCAGGGACAAAGAUGGAAGAGCAGUCGCCCCUUCCUUCCCCAUUGUUCGCGCUGUCUCUGACCUGAUCUGUGCUGUGGUUUUUGGACAUUGUUUCUCUGGAAAGGACGAAACCUUCCGCCAGCUGAUGGAAGCAUACGAUUGUAUAGUGGCUUUUGGGAGCAGCUACCUUUACUAUAUAUGUGAAAUUUUCCCAAGGGCUGCAGAGCACCUCCCAGGACCUGCACAGAAAGCAUUAUUUCCCUGUGAUUUCAUUCGUUCUUUCAUAAGGCAGGAAAUCAACAGCCACAGAAGGGAAAGAGGAAUAAUAGAUGAACCAGGAGAUUUCAUUGACUUUUACCUGGAUCAGAUAGAGAAAACUAAAAAUAUCCCCAGUUCUACAUUUGAUGAAGACAACACGGUGCAGUCUGUUUUUUACCUUUUCCUGUGUGGCUCAGAGACCACCGCCACCACUCUGUGUCGGGCUCUGCUCUAUACGGUGGCUUAUCCUGACAUCCAAGAGAAAUUCCAAAAGGAACUGGAUGCUGUUCUGGGUUGUUCCCAUUUAAUUUGCUAGGAGGACAGGAAAAAGUUGCCCUGUACAAAUGCUGUAAUUCACGAGAUCCAGCGAUACAGUAAUAUAAUCUUAAUUGCACUUCCCAGGCAGAGCAUGAAGGACAUGGAGCUGCUGGGAUUUCCUGUUCCAAAGAGCACUAUAAUUUUAUUGAAUAUUGACUCUGUUCUGUCUGAUCCUGGAAAAUGGGAGACAUCUGAUCAGUUCAACCCAGGCCACUUUCUGGAUAAAGACGGAAAUUUUGUAAACAGAGAAGCAUUCUUACUGUUUUCAAUAGGGCACUGUGUGUGUAUUGGGGAGCUGUUGGAGCUCUUUAUUGUCUUUUCCACCCUGUUACAGGCAUUCACACUCACUCUCCCAGAAGAACUGAAAGAAGUCAAUACAAAGCUUGGUUUUGGGAGCACAAUGAAGCCACCUCCCUACCAGCUCUAUGCCAUUCCUUGGUAG